AUGUACUUUAGAAGAACGAUGAGUAGAGUACCAACUUUGGCAUCGCUCGAAGUACGAUAUAAAAAAACUUUUGGUCACAAACUUCGUGAUUUUAUUGCCCUAUGUGGUCACUAUUUCGCUCCAGUUAAGAAAUACGUUUUCCCAAGUUUCAUCGCGGUUCACUAUUUCUAUACGAUAUCCCUCACACUAAUAACUUCCAUCUUGUUAUAUCCCAUCAAAAACACAAGGUACAUUGACACGUUGUUUUUAGCAGCAGGUGCAGUUACCCAAGGUGGUCUGAAUACUGUGGAUAUCAAUAAUUUAAGCCUGUAUCAACAAAUUGUUUUAUACAUCGUAUGCUGCAUAUCAACACCAAUCGCCGUUCAUAGUUGUUUGGCCUUCGUACGGCUUUACUGGUUUGAACGUUACUUUGAUGGUAUUAGAGACUCUUCAAGACGGAAUUUCAAGAUGAGAAGAACAAAGACAAUUUUAGAAAGGGAACUAACUGCAAGGACCAUGACCAAGAAUAGAACGGGUACUCAAAGAAUGUCUUAUCCAACGAAGCAAGAUAAAACAGAUGAUUUCCAAGAAAAGUUAUUUAGUGGGGAAAUGGUUAAUAGAGAUGAGCAGGACUCAGUUCACAGUAGCCAAAACUCACAUGAUGUUAGUAAUGAUAGCAACAAUAAUAGUACGAAUCACAAUGGUAGUAGUGGUAGUUUAGAUGAUUUUGUUAAAGAAGACGAAACGGAUGAGAAUGGAGAACAUUUGGAAAACAACUCAUACUCAACUGUUGGUAGUUCUUCUAAUACAGUUGCAGACGAAAGUAUAACCCAGAAGCCCAAGAUAAGUUGCCUUCGAUUCGAUGAAUCACAAAAUAGAAGAAAACAGACGAGAGUACCCUCAGAAAAAUUCGCUAAAAGAAGAGGUUCAAGAGAUAUUAGUCCAGCAGAUAUGUAUCGAUCUAUUAUGAUGCUACAAGGUAAGCAUGAGGGAACUGCUGAAGAUGACGGUCCGCCUCUAGUCAUUGGGUCUCCCACGGAAAGUACAAGAAAUAUAAGUAAUGUUGGUAAACUAAAGAUGGCUACGGCAAUAGACAGUAGUACAAUCAAAAUUCAAGAUAAAGGGAACGAUAGCGAUACUGGCCAAAAUUACGCACCAAGUGGUUCAAAUACUUCCACGAGCGUUUCGGACGAAGGUUCGUUGCCUACAAAUUUUGAUAGUAGGGUACCUUCGUUAAGGACCACUACACGUAGAUCAAAUUCAGGCCCAAUAGCCAUUACUGAUAAUGGGGAAAUGGAUAAAAAACAUGGUCCAUCAAUUCAAUUUGAUAUAACCAAACCUCCUAGAAGAGUUCCGAAAAGAGUUUCCACUAUGGAUGAUUUUAACUUAAGGUCUUAUAUUCCUCAUAAAAAAAAAUCGAAAAAGUACAUCAUGAAACAUUUUCCCAAGGCUCGGCGAAUACGGCAACAAAUCAAGAGAAGACUUUCUACCGGUUCGAUUGAUAAGAACGGAAGCGGUAAUAUUUCUGAUAGAAAACCUAUUUCUGAGUUGGAUAAUGAUGACAACGAUGGUGAUAAUAAUGAAGAAUACUUUGCCGAUAACGAGAGCGGUGAUGAGGAUGAGCGAGUGCAGCAGUCUGAACCACAGUCUGAUUCUGAACUCAAAUCGCAUCAACAACAACAGGAACAGGAACAGCACCAGGAACAACACCAAUUUCAGCAGCACCUGCACCGCAUGUACCAGACAAAAUCAUUUGAUGAUAAUCGUUCGAGAGCGGUCCCCAUGCAACGUUCCAGGACUAUUGAUAUGGCUGAGUCAAAAGAUUUAAAUGAACUUGCAAGAACUCCUGAUUUUCAAAGAAUGGUUUAUGAAAAUUGGAAAGCCAAUCAUAAAAAAAAACCAAAUUUCAGGAAGAGGGGAUGGAACAGCAAGAUGUUUGAGCAUGGUGCUUAUGCAUCUGAUAGUGACCACAACUACCCUGAGAAUGGUAAUACUGGAAAUAGUAUAUUUCACUACGCAGAAUCCAUUUUACAUCACGAUGGCCCUCAUAGAAAUGAAAGCGAAGAUGUAUCAUCAGAAUCUAAUGAAAAUACUUAUCCCGCGAAUGGAAGAAAUGACCACAAUGAUUUCAAUGGUUAUCCCACCUAUAAUGACGAUGAAGAAGGCUAUUAUGGUUUACAUUUUGAUACCGAUUAUAACAUGGAUCCUCAUCAUGAUUUAUCCAAGGGCACUAGUAAAACAUACUUAUCAUGGCAACCAACGAUCGGACGUAAUUCUAACUUUCUUGGAUUAACAAGAGCCCAGAAGGACGAAUUAGGUGGUGUUGAGUAUAGAGCCAUCAAAUUGUUAUGCACCAUAUUAAUUGUUUAUUAUAUCGGAUGGCACAUUGUUGCUUUCGUUAUGUUAGUACCUUGGAUUGUCCUAAAAAAACAUUAUAAUGAGAUUGUUAAAAGCGAUGGUGUCUCUCCUACAUGGUGGGGAUUCUGGACGGCAAUGAGUGCGUUUAAUGAUUUAGGUUUGACGUUAACUCCAGAUUCAAUGAUGUCAUUCAACAAAGCUGUGUACCCAUUGAUUGUUAUGAUUUGGUUCAUUAUUAUUGGAAACACCGGGUUUCCUAUCCUUCUUAGAUGCAUUAUUUGGGUGAUGUUUAAACUGUCCCCUGAUUUAUCACAAGUGAGAGAGAGCUUGGGGUUUCUCUUAGAUCACCCACGUCGUUGUUUCACACUGUUAUUUCCUAAGGCAGCCACCUGGUGGCUACUUUUAACACUUGCAGGACUGAAUAUAACUGAUUGGAUUUUAUUUAUUAUUCUAGACUUUAGCUCCGCCGUCGUCAAAUCAUUAUCAAAAGGUUAUAGAGUCCUCGUAGGGUUGUUUCAAUCUGUUAGCACAAGAACUGCCGGGUUCAGUGUUGUUGAUUUGAGUCAGCUACACCCCUCUAUCCAAGUCUCUUAUAUGCUUAUGAUGUAUGUUUCUGUGCUACCAUUAGCUAUUUCUAUUAGACGGACGAAUGUUUACGAGGAGCAAUCUUUAGGGCUAUAUGGAGAUAUGGGGGCGAAACCAGAAGAUACUGAUACUGAAGAUGAUGAGGACGAUGAAGAAGACGAUGAGGAGGAAGACAAGAACCAUGAAGGUCAAAGUAGUGAAAGAAAUAAAUCAAACAAUAGGAAAAGAAGAAAAAAGAAGACUAAAAACUCCAAUGAAAUAUCUACCAAGUCCUUCAUAGGUGCGCAUUUAAGAAAACAACUUUCUUUCGAUUUGUGGUUUUUGUUUUUAGGUUUAUUUAUCAUCUGCAUUUGUGAAGGAGACAAGAUAAAGGACGUACAACAACCAAACUUUAACGUAUUUGCAAUUCUUUUCGAAAUUGUUAGUGCUUAUGGUACAGUCGGUCUAUCAUUAGGUUAUCCGAACACCGACCAGUCAUUUUCAAGACAACUUACUACUUUAUCUAAGCUGGUCAUCAUCGCGAUGCUAAUUAGAGGUAAAAACAGAGGUCUACCAUAUUCUUUGGAUCGUGCAAUUAUUUUGCCUAGUGAUAGACUUGAGCAUAUUGACCGUCUUGAGGGCAUGAAGUUAAAGAGACAGACCAGGUCCAAUACAGAAGAUCCAAUGACAGAGCAUUUCAAGAGAAGUUUCACCGACGUGAAACAUCGUUGGGGAGUACUUAAGCGUAAGACCACCCAUUCCCGUAACUCAAAAAGGAACAGCACAAUAGUUUAG
Saccharomyces mikatae IFO 1815 is the source of this 3696-nucleotide messenger RNA. RefSeq names its product Trk1p (gene TRK1). The coding region runs from base 1 to 3696 and encodes 1231 amino acids. The transcript has a single exon. Lineage: Eukaryota; Fungi; Ascomycota; Saccharomycetes; Saccharomycetales; Saccharomycetaceae. Gene Ontology annotation, molecular function: high-affinity potassium ion transmembrane transporter activity. The record is from RefSeq and is a predicted model, not a curated record. Gene Ontology annotation, biological process: intracellular potassium ion homeostasis; potassium ion import across plasma membrane. Gene Ontology annotation, cellular component: plasma membrane.